Messenger RNA from Aspergillus heteromorphus CBS 117.55, 816 nucleotides. RefSeq lists its product as uncharacterized. Bases 110 to 553 code for a protein of 147 amino acids. The transcript has a single exon. NCBI's taxonomy places the organism in Eukaryota, Fungi, Ascomycota, Eurotiomycetes, Eurotiales, Aspergillaceae. The record is from RefSeq and is a predicted model, not a curated record.
ACCGAGAGCAAUCUCCGGUGCCUGUGGAGCUGGACUGCAAGGGCUUGCCGCCUUGAUCCGGUACGAAUGACACGUCAACCACUUCCGCGCCUUAUGAACAGCGUUUCUUAUGCGCAUGGACUGCGGACACGGACUCAUGGAGAUCUAUAUGAUCGAGGGCAAUUCCACCCUUGGAAUCUUAACCAUUCAAGCUAGACUAUGCCGUGUCGAUAGUUUAUGCUUCUCGAAAGAUCCACAGGGGCUGCUGCUUUGGAUGCCAGCAAUGUCACCUUACUAUCCGAUACUCUCGCUUUCUUCAUGUGUGUUUGGAAGCAUAGGAUAUACUCCAGUAUUUCUCAUUUGCAAUAUCUGUUUCCGGACGAGUUUGUUGCUCGCAGAAUCUACGACUGCAAUCAUCUCGCAGACCUCUCCCUUGGCAGGUUCGCCAAAGCGCCGCAUACCUCCAAGGAAAGGUGAAAGAUCAGACAUAGCAGGUACUGGUACUCGAAGAGGCACGCCGACGGGUAGCGCAAACGAACCCCGCUUGCCUAGCUACUCCUGCUUCGCCCGUUGAGCCCGUGGCUUUUAGGUCGUGGGCUGUUCUAGCCUCCAUUUUCUUUUUCAUCUUCGCCACCAUCCAUAUCGAUCGUUGUUGCUUCCUGAAUAUCCUUCACCUCUUCACGAUUCUACGAACAGAUGUUUCAACUAUACCCCUGGCCAUUCGUUGAAUUCUCAUUCCUCUUAGCUUUCCACUCUUCAGGGAUCAUCGUAUAUCUGCAUGUUUUGUGUCAACCUCAGGCUUUGUUUUAUCAUUUGAUUGUCUGCCUUAGACGAACA